AUGACUGCCUUUACACUCUACGGCGCUUGUGGUUCGACCAAUACCGAUAGAGUCCGUCUGACACUUGCCGAAGGUGGUUUUACAGACUAUGAAUUUGAUCUUCUUGACCUUGCCAAGGGACAACAGAAGUCGACUGACCAUUUCAACCGUCACCCAUGGGGCAAAGUUCCAGCAAUUGAAUUCUCUAAUGGCUUCACCCUUUACGAAAGCCGCGCCAUUUGCAAAUACCUGUCCAAGAAAUACAAUUUCCCUCUCCUCCCUUCAGAGUCCGAUAUUGAAGCCACAGCACUCUUUGAACAAGCACAAUCAGUAGAGAUGCAGUACUUUGCAGAACCUGCUGGACGCAUUGCUUUCGAAAAGUUUGCCAAAAAGUUCAUUGGUUUACCUCCCAACGAACAAGUCAUUACGGAUGCUCUCAAGGCUGUUGAAGCAUAUUUCGAUGUGGCCGAAAGGCUUUUAUCAGACAAAGACUACAUGGCUGGAGAUGUAUUCACGCUUGUGGAUAUUUACUACGUGCCUUUGGUUCAAAGAUUGUUUGUCUGUGGGUUUGGUAAUGUCAUUACAGAGAGACCAGCUGUGAGAGCUUGGUGGGAGCGGAUUAGUACAAGACCAGCUGUGCAGAAAGUUAUGUUUGCUUGA
This is a messenger RNA of Fusarium venenatum, 639 nucleotides long. Its product is annotated as glutathione S-transferase. Gene Ontology annotation, biological process: glutathione metabolic process. The record is from RefSeq and is a predicted model, not a curated record. NCBI's taxonomy places the organism in Eukaryota, Fungi, Ascomycota, Sordariomycetes, Hypocreales, Nectriaceae. Gene Ontology annotation, cellular component: cytoplasm. Gene Ontology annotation, molecular function: glutathione transferase activity; glutathione binding.